Messenger RNA from Cyclocybe aegerita, 1206 nucleotides. Lineage: Eukaryota; Fungi; Basidiomycota; Agaricomycetes; Agaricales; Hemipholiotaceae. The record is from the annotation of a GenBank genome assembly.
AUGCCUGAAGUAGUCCAGCAAGAUGUAUUGGACUUCAACACCGACUUUCCAAAGCUGUUCCAUCUCUAUGCACUCAUGGAGCAACAGGAAGAGCUUUCCCUCCUUCAGUACAUGGAGGAGCAUGCACUUGAGCACAACACCUCUUUUCCUGUGGUUUCAUCCAUCAUAGCAUUGGGAAAGCUCCGAGCUCUGGAUAUUGAUGAGGAGGACAUUGACUCUUUCAUUGUAUCUCCUGAGAUGGAACAAGAGUGGGAUGAGGAUUCUGAAGUCAACUGGGAUGAUGAGGAUGAUGGUGUGGGCUUUGUCUUCCAUGACUUUGUCCAUCCUAUUAUUGAUCAUGCCCACUUUGUCCCAUCUAUGGAAGAGGAACCAAAUGCUGGUACUUCAAGCUCAUCUGCUGCUGGUCCUUCUUCACCACCUGACUCUCCAACAAGAGACCAAGCAGGAGGUCAGCAACUGGAUGAUGACAAGGAUGAACGGGUGACUUGGACACAUCCCACAGCAGGUCAUAUCUUGCAUGAUCCACCUCAUAAGGAUCAAGAUGGUGAUGUUCGUAUGGGAGAUCCACAAGAUUUUGGUCAAGAUUAUGGUCCGUUCACUUCUGAGCUUGACUGGAAGAUUGCGCAAUGGGCCAUCAAGGACAGUCCUGGACACAACACCUUUGACUGCUUGCUAAAAAUUCUUGGAGUUGUCAGGAAGCUUGGCCUCUCAUACCAUAAUGUCCGAGCACUUCACAAAAAGGUCGACUCCCUUCCAGAGAAAGCUGGCAAGUGGAAAACCAAAGAACUUGCCUUCUCAGACCGUCCAGAUGAGAAAUUCACUGUUCGCCAUCGUGAUCCCAUUGAGGCCAUCAAGAGCCUUUGGAAGAAUCCUGAAAUCUCUCCAAAGAUGGCAUUUGCCCCAACCUGUGGCAAUGGUGGCAUGUUCUCCAGAGCUACAGUUCCUGAAGGUGGAACUGUAGCUCCAGUUAUCAUCGCUACUGACAAGACUCAACUGACUCAGUUCUUGGGCAACAAAUCAGCAUAUCCAGUCUACCUUACCAUUGGAAACAUUCCCAAGUCUCUUCGACGCAAACCCACAAAGAAUGCCUGUGUUCUUAUUGCAUAUCUUUCCAUUGACAAGGUCAAGAGGAUAGAGAUGACGGAGCAACAGCAUCGCUCUCGAAUGCAUCGUAUCUUUCAUCAGUCCAUGCACGAGGUUCUUUGA